Molecule: messenger RNA, 7476 nt
Organism: Plasmodium reichenowi
Lineage: Eukaryota; Apicomplexa; Aconoidasida; Haemosporida; Plasmodiidae
Product: 6-cysteine protein
Exons: 1
Coding region: 1-7476 (2491 amino acids)
Biological process (GO): symbiont entry into host
Cellular component (GO): plasma membrane; cell surface
Source: RefSeq, a predicted model, not a curated record
AUGAACAAGAAAAGAACAUUUUAUUAUUUGUUCUUCUUUUUUAUUUUCCUUGUCUACAUUUUAUACUAUGAUACUAUUAAGAGUGUGUUGAGCAGUAGUACAAAAAAAAAAAAGGAAAAAAAAAUUUGUAAAGGGACCGUUUUUGUUCCUGAAGAGAGUGAUGAAGAAAUAAGAUCAUGGCUAACGAAUAGUAAUGGGAGAGAUAAGGGAAAAAAUUUGUUUACAUUUGAAAGAUUGAUAAAGGAGAGAAAAUAUAUAUGUGUAAAUAAAUAUAAAAGAAAUAAUAAAUUAAAAUGGAUCUAUAAAACUACAUAUGAUAAGACAAAGAAUAUAUGUGAUGAUUAUAAUAUUUUGUUUAAAUGUAUAAAAGGGAUAAUUUAUGAUAGAAAUAAAGAAAAUUUUUUUGAAAAUUUUUGGGAUAAUAUAUUUUAUAUGAAUAAGUAUAUUUUUGAUUUAUACUAUUAUAUGUUUGAUUAUACAAAAAAGAUAAAAAAGAAAAUAGAAGGAAUUAAGGAAAAUAUGAAUAUUAGACAUAAUAAUAAUUAUAAUAAUAUAUUUUAUGUUGAUAAAUUUUUUUUUUUAUUUAAUUAUGAUGAACAGAAAAAAAAAAAAGGAAAUGAUGAUAUAAAAAUUAAUAUAAAACUACAUAAUAAUACAAGAAAAUUGUCUGUAAGUGAAGAGAAUGUCGAAUUAAAACCAUAUAUAAAACAAGGAGAAAGAAAUGAAACAGUUGUAAAUUUAUAUGAAUAUUUUACAGGAGGUGUAAAGAGAUCAAAUAAUAAUAAUGAAAUUGUAGUAACGUCUACAGAACAAUUUCAUCGUAUUGUCAUAAUAUGUUUUAAACCUACUGUAAAACAUUCACAUAUCAUUACAAGUCCCCAUGAUGCUUUAAAUCAUAUAGUAGAAGAAAAUGACAAGAUAAAAUUAUCUGAAGAAAUAUAUUCCAUUCCUUUUUAUCCAAUAUAUGGGAAUUUAGGUUUAAAGAAUAUAAUAACAACAGGUAUUGUUGAAUUUAUGAUUCCAUAUUUUUCUAGAACGCAAAUGAAUUUUACAGUAACUUGUGCAAACGGUGAAAUUAAUGAUUUGUAUAAAUUUGAAGAUUUAAUAAAAGUAAGAAUACGUAUUCCUAGAAAUACGAAAAAAAUAUUAGGACUAAGUACAAAUGAAAAAGACAAAACGGUAUUUGAAAGGAUAGUAGAUAAUAAUAUAUCAAAUGAAUAUCGAUUUAAAAGUUAUAAUAAUAAGAUUGUAGGAAUAAAAUUAGAAAAUUCUAUUUUAGAUCCUCCUGGAUGUUUUAAAACAGUAUAUGAAGAUGAUAAAAUAUUACAACUAGAAGUAUUUUUACAAUAUGUAAAAUGUAUUAAUUUAGAUAGAGAUAAUUAUAAAAUACGUUUUUUUUUUCUUCCUGAAGAUUUUGGAGAUGAAGAAAUAGAAUUUAGUUGUAAAUUCACAUAUAAAAAAAAAACAAGUAAAAUUAUAUUUGGAUUAGGAGAAACAAGUGUAGAUAAAGAUAUAUUUUAUUUAGAAGAUGAACAUGUUAAAUUAAAUAUUGACCAAGAUAUAAGUGGAGAUGAACCAUAUUAUAGUCAUCUUAAUUAUAACGGUAUACCAUAUAAUAUUUGUAAUUUUCAAUAUAAAUCUGAAUAUGAUUCACAAGUUUGUGAAAGAACUAUACAUGAAUUUUCUUUAUUUAUAUAUAAUUGUGAUACUCUUGUGGGUACACAAAUACAAACUACUGAACCUAUAACAUCAGUCAAAUAUUUAAAUUCAACAUAUCCAAUAAAUAAAUUUAGUGACAUUACUUUAUUAAGUAAGGAUAUAGAUAUAGAAGGAUUAGAAGAAGCUUUUCGUAAUUCUAAAUUUUUUUUAACUUCAUAUAUAAACCAUGGUCCAUUCCCUUUAAUUAUAGAAUGUGUUAUAUCUAAUUCAAAUAAUGCUUUUCAAAAUGUAUAUAUUCUUCUACAUUUAAGAACAAGUAUAAAGAAUAGAAGUGUAUCCUUUUGUGAUUUUGAAAAGGUACAUGGAUAUAAUUAUUUAAAUACAUAUAUUGAUGGCAAGAUAUGUAAUAUAAAUAUUACAUCUAAUUCAGUUUUUGGUUUUAGAUGUCCAUCUAAUAGUAUAAAAGAACCCAAAGAUUGUUUUUCACAAGUAUAUAUAGAUAAAAAAGUAUAUAAAUUGAAUGACAAAUUAUCUAAUAAAUUAAUAUUAUAUUCUAUGAAACAAGAAAAUCUUGCUAUAGCUGGUUUUAAUAAUUAUAUUUCCAAGUCUUUUUCUUUUGAAUGCUAUUGUAUAGAUAAGAAUCAAACCUAUUCUUCUUAUGAACGUACAUCAGGAGAAGAUAUAUUCAAUCAUAUUGUAAAAAGAAUACAUGUUUAUUAUAAGAAUUAUGAUGAACUUUAUGAUUAUAAUAUACAUGAUAAAAUCACAUAUGAACCUAUUAUGAAAAACCCACCUAUCACAUACUUAUGUGACUUUUUAAAUAAGAAACAAAUAUUACAACCUUUAAACAAUAAAACGAAAAAUUAUAUAUGUACUAUAUGGUACCCAAAACCUUUAAAUUAUAUAGCAUUAAAUUGCCCAACUAAUCUAAGGGAUGAACAAAACGAUCAAACUAUUUCAGAAAUAUAUAAUUCUUUACAAAAAGAUUUAUUAAAACCAACUGGAAUCGAACAACAAAUCGAUCAAAAAAAAAAAGAAUUAAAUUUGUUAUUUAACAAAAGAAAUAUUUAUUCUAAUUUGUACCAUUUACCAAAAAAUGCUCCUAAACGUACUAUAAAUAAAAAUGGUUUAAAUAUUGUAAAUAUUGAUGAAAUAAUACCAGGCGUUCUAAUUAAAGAUGUCAUUAAUAUGAAACUUGAAGAUAUAAUCAAACCUGACCUAUUAACACCCAACAGUUUUUUACACAAAACAUAUAAUACAAACAAAUCAUAUCUUUUCUCAAAACAAAAUAAAUCCACAUCUGGAUCUAUUACACCAUCUAUAUAUACCCCGUUAAGUCAGACAAGCUUUUUUAUAUCUCCAAAAUCAGUGCCUUUUACCAAAUCGAGACUCGAAGAAACACAGAGUAGUAGCAAUACAUACGAACAAUAUAUAGGGAAAAAAAAUAGUAUAGAAAAUGGAUUCUUUAUAUUUCAACUACCUCCAUAUUUAAAAAAAAAUCAAACAAUAGAGUUUGCAUGCAUUAAUGAUAGCACAAGAAAAAAUAAGAAUGUAGGAAAUAAUGGCAUUAUGACUAUACAUUUAAAAUCUUAUGGGAAUCAAAUAGAAGGUUGUUAUUUUUAUAAGAAUUCUGCAAAAUAUAAUUAUUUAAAAAAGAGUAUAAAAAUAGAUGAUCCGAAAAAAGAAGAGUGUAAUAUAAGAAGUGAUGGAGAAAUUGAAUUUGUAGGUAUUAUGUGUCCAUAUGAAAAUAAUUUAUAUUUAACACCUUCUAGUUGUUUUUUUAGAACAUAUGAUAAUACGGAUAAUUUAGUUGAAAUAUUUGAUAUCAAUGAAAAUUUCGAAUAUUAUUCUAAUGAUAAAGGUAUAUCAUAUUUAAAAAUUCCUCAAGAAUUUUUUAAUCAUGUUCAUUUAUUUUGUUAUUGUAAUGUUGAUAUAGAUAGUGUUUCAGAUAAUCAUGUUCUUUUGAAAAAAGAAAAUAAAAUAAGUUUAGAAUUAAAUUAUUCAAAUAAAGGUUUUAAUAUUAUCAAAACUAUUGAUUAUCAAUAUGAAGCUGAUAUACUUAUAGGGUAUUCAUAUUAUUUUAAGAGAGUAACACCUAUUUAUCGAAAAAAACAUAUAUGUGAUUUUACUACAGAAGAUAAUUCUUUAGAACCAGAAAGUGAAGAUAAAAUGAUAUACUCAUGUUAUUUAUCUUUAGAAGAUAAUUUAAAUUUUAUAGAAGUUAAAUGUCCAAAAAAUAAAAAAAGUUCGAAUUCAGAAUGGUUAUUUAAAUAUGGUACUUUUGAUAAAUCUUCAGAAAUAAUUGAAGAUGAUGAAAAUAUAAAAAAAAAAUAUGAACACAUGAAAUAUAUGCCUGAAGAUAAAGAUGAAAUAAUAUAUUUAUUUAAAAAACAAAAACUUGAAGAUAUCUUACCAGGUAUAAUUAUACUUGAUAAAAAUAGAUAUUUUUUUGAAAAAGGGAAUUUUUCUUUUGUAACACCAUUAUUUGUAAAAGAAGAUGUUACUAUUAAAUUAUUAUGUGAUAAUUCAGAAACAAAAAUUAAUGAUAAAAUAGGUAAAAAAGGUAUUAUUCUUAUUAAAAUACCACAACAUAUUACAGAUAAAAAAUUUUAUGGUUGUGAUUUUUCAGAUGAUUCAAAUAAGAAAUCAUCAUUUUAUUAUACAUCUGUUUAUAAUUUAAAAACACAAAAUCAAUAUUGUGAAAUUAAAUUAAAAGAAAAUAUUAUUAUAAGUUUAAAUUGUCCUAAUGGUAAUAUUAAUCCAAAUAAUUGUUUUAAUAAUGUUUUUUUAAAAACAAAUAUGAACGAACAAAUACAUGAAAAUAUACAAAAUAUAUUUGAUCAAGUUAAAGUUAUUAAUACUAAAUCACAUCUAUUAUUAAAUAAUUCAUCUACAUUUUUAAUUAUAUCCAAAAUUACAAAAAAAGAAUUAAAUUUUUUUUGUACUUGUCAUCAUAAUGAAACUAAAAAUGUUGGAACAAUAUAUAUAAAAAAUGAAGAUAUUAUUAACUUUUCAAAAGCAUAUAAUAAAGAAUCAUCAAGUAUAUUACAAUAUAUAGAUGUUACACCAUAUUAUUUAAAAGAUACAUAUAUUUGUGAUUUUACACAAAAUCAUUAUUCAAUAUCUUUUGAUACCUCUGUAAAUGUACAAAAUGUUUUAGAAAAAUAUUUAAAAAUAUCAUCAGAUCUUUAUAAUACACAUAAAGAAUUCACCUAUUUUAGUAUUCAUUUAAAAUUAAAAAAAGAAAUUAUGAAAAAAAAAUAUAUUGAUUAUUUAAAAAAAAAAAUUAAUGAAUAUAAAGAGAAACAAACUUCUGAUAAAAUCAAACGUGUAACACUAUCAACUAAUGAUAAUAUAAAUACUAUAUUAGUAUAUAGAUGUAAUAUAGAUCUAGGUUCUUUUGAUAAAUUCAAAAUCAAAUGUCCAAGCAAACUUAUUGAUGAAGUAGAAAAUAAUAAAUUAUAUCCUAAUCUAAUAUAUAGUUCUAAUUUAGGACUAAAUGAAACAGAUAUGUUAAAUGGAUUGACCAAAUUAUUAUAUGGUUCUGUUUUAAUAAAUAAAACAGAAAAAAAUGUUUCUUUCUUUGAAAAAGGUGAAUUAGAAUUAAUAAUUUCUCCUUAUACUGAUUCAUCAAAAAAUAUUAUUUUCUCAUGUGAAAAUGUUCCUAGAAAUAUAUCAAAAGGAAUUAUAGGUUCUGCAUCUAUUUUUAUUAAAAAAAAUGAUAACAAAAUUUUAGGUUGUGAUUUUAUAGACACACCGUCAACGUUAGAAUCAUCUUAUGGCGCAUAUCCAUCCUCACCUUUAUCAUCAUCUCAUGAUGUAUUACAUGCGAAUAAUCAAGGUCAUGAGGUACAUAUGAUAAACCAUAUAGAUAUUCCCAACAAGAAAAAUUCAUUCGAAUUCGAAAUUGAACUCGUUGAAGGAAAAAAUACAUAUUGUAAUAUCGAAGCUAUAGAAAAUGAUAUUGUCGGAUUUAGCUGCCCCUACAAUUUUCUUACAACACCAAGAGAUUGUUUUGAAUCUAUACAAAUUGAAGGAGUAGAUAAAGAAUUAGAAACACAUAAGUUAGAGAAAUUAUUAAAAGGUGUUAAAAUAUUAAAUAAUGAUAUAUAUAAAUAUAAUUUCACACCUUCAUAUAUUAUUUUGCCUAAAAAAAUUAAAAAAUCACUCAAAAUUUUUUGUAGAUGUAAUUCUGUAAAAUUAAUAAAAACAGGUAUUAUUCAAAUUAAUAUUAUAGGAGAUGAUCUAAAUAAUUGGUUUAAAAAAGAAAUUACACAUAACAUAUUUGCAUAUCAAAAAAUGGAUUAUUUUUAUGAUUUUUCAAAAGGACCAACAAAUAUAAGCUCUGAAAAUGUCUUAGGCAUAUCUACAAUGUCUCUUAUGUCUUCAAACAAAAAAGUAUCAAGAAAAAAAAAUCACAAGGAGAAAAAUAGGACACACCAAAAUGAUUAUAAAGAAAUUGAAAACGAUCAUAAAAAUAUAAAUCAAAGUGUAAAUAAUUACCAUAAUUUUCCUGUUACCUUAUCAUCAAGUGAUGACCAUGAAGGUUAUCCGCAUGAUGAGGACAUCGGGGGGGAGGAUGAUGAUGAUGAUGAUGAUGAUGAUGACGAUGAUGAAGAGAAUAAUAUUCUUAACCCUCUUAGAACUAAACAAGUAUACGAUAUAAUCGUAGCUGCUUCAGAGUUUAGUAAAAUCGAAGUUGUGUGCCCCUUAAGAAAUUCUUCUCAAUUCAGACAAUCCAAAAUUAGCCCUGAGAAUUUUUUUGAGUAUGUUUAUGUAUUAGAAGAUAAAAAUGAUGAUAAAAGAAAGAGAAGUAUAGAAGAAAAUGAAAAAUUAGUUAAAGAAAUACUUGAAGGGAAAAAAAAUAUAGAUGGAGAUAUAAUAAGUAUAGAAGAUAUAAAUAAUAAAAAGAGUUCAAAAAAUGCAUCAGUACAAUAUGAUGAUAUGGGAAAUAAAAUAUUUAUAUCUAUAAUUUCAGAAAAACCUAAAGCCGUUAUAGAAGAUAAUAUAUUAUCUAGUGGUUCUUCUAUACACAUAUCAAAUAAUAUUAUGAAUAGUUCAUUUCAAAGUAAUAUUCCUACUGAUCCUAUUAGUUCAGAUAGUACGACAUCAGAAUAUGAGCAAUAUAAUAGUUAUUUUAAAGAUAUAUUAGUUAUAAAAAAUAUAAAUGAAGUUAUAUCAUAUGCAAAUAUAAAAAUAGAUAUAAAUGAACAAACAUAUUCAAGUUCAUUACAUAUACCACCUCUUAUUUUAAAAGAUGCAGAAUUUUUAAUUUCAUGUGAUAAUUCUUUAACAUUAAAUGAAAGUACACGAGGGAAAACAGCUACUGUAAAAAUAAAAGUUAAAUCUAAUUUUUUAAAAAUAUAUGGAUGCGAUUUUGUAGGGGAAUUUUCAACGAAUUUCUUAUUUAGCAAAAAAUGGGAUGAUAUACCAAAAAAUUAUAUAUGUAAAAUUAAUAUACAAGAUGAUAUGUUAAUAGGUUUAGCUUGUCCAAGUUUUACAAAAUUACAUCCACCAGAUUGUUUUGAAAAUAUCAUUGUAAACCAAAAUGUUUAUAAAAAAAAUAUUAUCAUGGAAACAAAAAAUAUGUUUUUUUAUAAACAAAAUGAUAAACCUAUCUUAUCAUUUGUUCAUGUGAAAAAAAUAUUAGUAGAAACAUUUUUAUGUAAAUGUUAUCAAGUAACCAAGGCAGAUUAUAAAGAGGUAACUAUCCAAAUAUUAUAUGAGCCUUAUGUAAUGGGAACACCUAAAUAUACUUUGGAAAAAUCUAUAAUACAAUAUAGGUAUGCUAAUUUAAAGCCACCACUCCACAUAUAA